Molecule: messenger RNA, 2080 nt
Organism: Mytilus trossulus (common blue mussel)
Lineage: Eukaryota; Metazoa; Mollusca; Bivalvia; Mytilida; Mytilidae
Exons: 3
Coding region: 1-894 (297 amino acids)
Cellular component (GO): extracellular region
Molecular function (GO): chitin binding
Source: RefSeq, a predicted model, not a curated record
AUGCAAAAGAGUCUAAAGAAACAUAUACGAUUAUUGGAUUUGAGAAUUCAGGAAAGACUAACCGUAACUUUAAAUCAUAUUACAGGUUUACCAUGCACAGACAAAAUCAGUGGAAUAUAUGCUGAUUCAGCUAACUGUUCGAAGUUUUACAAUUGUGAAGGAGUAGCUUUCCACAUCAACUGUCCGAUAAACCUAAUUUAUAACUCAAACAGAAAAUACUGUGAUUAUCACAGCAACUUAGUCUGUGUUACACAAGCGGAUGUAUCAACCAAAGCAAUAUCUACGUUCCCUCCAAGUUCAUCGUCAGUCUUACCAAUAAGUACCUCCAGCUAUUUCACAUCGCCGGAAAUUUCGUCUGAUUUAACAUCUACGUCAUCAACGUCUAGUAUUCAAAAAUCGCCUUCGACUAGUUCAUUCGUUCCAUCUUCAUCCUUUUUACCAACACAAAGUUCAACCGUCACUUCAACAUCAAAACCUCCCUCUUCAAGUCAAAAUCCAAGGUUUACUUCCGUGAUGACUGGUACUUUACCAACUAUAACGAGAACAACAACAAGUCAUGUAUCAAGUAUCAUCACGUCUUUAAGGACAACAGCAGCGUUACCUUCUACUACACAAUCAAUUCCGCUUACAAGUGUGCGUACGCCAGUCACAACAUCUAUCACCAGUACUUUAACAACACCGACAUCAACUAGUUCUACUGAAUCUCCAUCAAUAGUUCCACCACAGACGACAAUACAUACGUCUGCACAACCAUUAGUUACACCUGAACCAGUACCUUUAGAUUUCUGUGUUGGAAAGGCUGUUGGUCAUUAUCCACAUCCAGAGGAUUGUUCGAAAUAUAUAACAUGUAUAGGUAUUAAGAAAUAUAUACGUAACUGUCCGGCGGAAUACUAAAACAGGAUAUUGUGAUUGGAACAAAUAUUUGGUUUUGAGAAAAAGUACUUGCUGUGUUGAUAUACAAUCAGUAUUGACAGGUGAUAAAAAAAAAACACUUGUUAACAUUAACCGUAUCAGAAUGAAAUUUUUUUUAUGAUAUGUAUUUAUUUUAUUGUACAACAUUAUAAGAUAAGAAUAAUUUAGUAGCUAAUGUUUGUACGAUUUGACUUUAUUAAAGUAUGUAGCUUUGUUACAAGUAUUUAUUAAUUUUUUUUAAUUCAAAUGUAUCGUGUUAUUUGAUUUUGCCUGUUUAAAUCUAGUUAUAACUUAUUUCAUUUUAUAAUUGUUAAACUUAUACAGAGUUGAUUAGUUUGAGGGUCUGACAGUUUCAAAAGUUUUAUGUUUUUGAUUUUCUAAAUGGACUGAUAUUGAUCGUCCAUGAUGAAUAUAUUAUAGACAAGUGUCGUUUUCUUCUAAAUUGGUGCAUCUAUGACCUAUCAUGCAAUUAAUAUUCUGUAAGUAGUACAUGUAAAGUUUAAAUCGUUAAUGGUAUAAAAGAUCACUUCUGUAUUAAUUAUUUGCAUAGCUUUUGUUGUAAGAGGUACACAUGAAUUAAACUUUUCAAAUAUUGAAAAGGAUCCACUUUAAACAAGGUUUAAAUAAAACUGGAAAUCAACAUCAAGUUUAGAAAACCUGCAUUACUUCUUGCCUGCUUAAUUUAUGAUUUUAGUUUAAUUAUUAUUUAAUUUGAUGUUACUCUCAUUUUUUUUCUUUUUGUGCAUUUUAACUUACCUUAAGAGAUAAAUGGCAAUUAUUUGAAAGUAUGACUUAUCCUUUUCAUGUUAUGUUAGCGUGAUAACUUAGGAACUAAGCUUACCCUAUGCAUGCAUGGAUGAAGGCAACUGACGUUAACUUAGUCCAUUGAUGCAAGGACUAACACAACAGACUAAGUGAAUAAUUGAAUAAUGUAUAAUGUCUAUCAAAAGUAAAUUUACCUCAAGCAUGCAAGAACUAAGUCUGUUAUGUUAGUCCAUGCAAGCAAGGACUACGUUGUCGUUAGUUGCCUUUGUCCAUGCAUGCAUGGACUAAGUCUGUUGUGUUAGUCCAUGCCAGCAUUGACUAUGUUAACGUUAGUUGACUUCGUCCAUGCAUGCAUGGACUAAGUCUUUUGUUUUAUUCAAUGUAAGCAAUGACUAAGUUUACG